AUGAGCUUGCUGAAAAAGACUUCUGACUUAUUUGGCUCACUUGGCAAGCGUAAGUCUGAUGAUGAAGGACAGAAAUAUGCACAAGAAUUCAAACAAAUGGUUAAUAAUCUCAAGAAAGAAGGGACACCUCAGGAAUGUGUGUUUUUCUUUCUAGAACAUUUAACUAGGCGACCACAAGAAGAGUUAAAAUCCUACAAGUUGGAAAAAGAGUUAACAAAUCUCGCAAUUAAAUAUUUGCCAAACGUGAUUAAAAGUAUUUCUGACUUGGCCGUUAUUGGAGAAGCAAUCACAUUUUUAAAUAUCGCAGUAAAACUCUUCCAACCUGAUGCCAAACUUAUACUUUUACAAUUAGAUUUAAUUGUUGCUAUAAUGAAUACAGAUACAGUAGAAAUCUUAGACCUUACAUCAGAUUUCAUACAUUCGUUUAUGGAAGAUAAGCAUUUUCUCAGUUUUAUGUUAAAUGGAGAUUCAUUAGCUCGCAUUUGGGACGCGUGCUUUGUUUUACAUGAAAAUACAAAUGCAUUCUAUGGAUCUGUACUUCUUGCAGCUAUCAAUUCUCACGAAUUUAAGAAUUACGAGUUAAUCGAACCUCUUAUCAACGUUUCUCGUCAAGCUAUUCUUAAUUGUAAACUCACACCAAAAACAAUACCAAAUGCAUUAUCAUUUAUCGGAUAUUCUAUCUCAAAAAUCGAUACUGGAUCUUACAUUGACGAAAUUUUGCCAACAAUCGUUGAUCUUGCACCUCUACUGACCAGUCUUCAGUUUUUUGAGAACUUUUUACGAGCACCAGUUCAAAAUAAACUCAUUGUUUGGAAUACUUUAAAUGAAAUCAUUUCUAAUCCGAAAAUUUCAUCACUAUCUGUUAAAACAGCAUUAAUAGCCAUUCACAAUGCGAACUGCUUCCCUCCAAAGACGUUUUCUUUCGUUCCUUUCAUAAGAUGUGUAAAAGAUUUUCCUCCUGGCAUUCAGAAGAUGUUAUUCGAUGUUUUGUUACAAGUUCCAAGAGUUGUAAGAGCACAGUUCUUCUGCAACGUCUCUCCAUUGAAAGAAACUCAAGUUUCAACUUUGGGAUUAUCAACUAUGGUUUCUCAAGACAAAUGGGACCCAUAUACAGAGAAAAUGUUACAGUCAUUCUUCCUGGAGAGCAAACCCGCCAUUUUGCAUCAAUAUUUGAAAGAUGAUCCUUAUAUAAAUAUUAUUGCGUCAACAUUAUUAGAUCAAUUGAAGUCAGAUUCACAAGUAGCUGUUGGAUUGUUCGGAAGAUUCAUGGCUUAUGCAAUUGAAGGAACAGAGCUUGUUAUGCCGUUAAUUAUCAAAAUUAGCCAAAGAAUUCCUCCUUCUUCUUACAUGGACUCGUUCAUAGGCUUUGUAGAUAGCGGUGUACCACCAUGUAUCUACCAAGGCUUAAUUAGUACAGUCAGAAAAGUUGAUUCUUUCAGUUCUACUUUUAUAAGAUGCGGAGGCUGCCGCGCGCUAUCUAAAAUUGUUGAGUCUACGGAUGGAAUUAAUUUCCUGUCAGCGUUGGCCUGCGACGGCCCUUAUCACGAAAUUGAUGAUUUUAUUCAGAGGGAAUUUGACAACUGCAACUUGUCGAAGCAGCCAAAUGAUGUAUUGACAAGACUCAUGAUGGCCGUCCCAACAGAUACAAAUUAUCCAGGAUAUAUCAGAAUUCCGUCUUUAUGCGCUCAUGUCGAUCCAGUUCCGAUUUAUUCCCCAUACGAUAUGUUCAUAUUUGGAUCUACUGGUCCGCACUUCAUGAAAAUGGAGAAAAACCACUUAACUCAAGUUGUCGGCAGAUUUAUUUCAUCACAACAAGUUUCAACUGUUUGCGAUGACCCUGAAUUACUCACAGCAGCAACUUCUACUGACAUUCCUCAUACUUCUCUCUAUCAAUUUCACCCUGCUGCAAGAAAAUCAACAGCUCAGGCCAUUUUGACGCCUUCUUUCUCAUUCUGGGUAUACGUUGCUGACUUUUUAGGCAAAACUAUCAUAGCAACUCUUGGUGGCGAAGAAGCAUUUAAGAUUGGAUUGGAAGGAAUCAGCGUUUUUGGCCAAGAACCGAUCGAAUUCUCCAUAAAGCAAUGGCACUUAAUAACAUUAGUCUCAACAGAUAAACUCCAGUACAAAACAACGUUUUACAUUGAUGAUAAACAAGUUCAUCAAGUUUUCAGGAUCUAUGAGAGAAUUACUUUUGGUUCUGAGACCGAAAACAACUCAAUCUGGUACCUUUCGACCACUUUCCCUCACUCAACGAACGAAUUUACUAUGGAUGACAUUAAAAAUAACAUCAAAGAAGGUCCAACGUCGCCAAUGCACUUCGACAACAUAAACAUCAACUCAGGUGUGAAGUUUGUUCCAUACAGAGGUGUCGUCAAAUACAUCCACGCGCUGGGUGGCCCAGAUUUCAUAUUUUUAAGGUUACUCAAAUGCGACCAAACGGAGACAUUUUUACUUUACUUGCAAUGUGCGUUCAAUUUAUUAAGUUUGCGUGUGAUAACUCGGAAAGAUUUCUUUUCAAGUAUCAGAUAUAUCCUUUUACAGAAGCCAGAGAUGUAUACAAAGCAAGUAGAAACAAUUAUAAUGUUCGAACUCGCAUCAAAAGAAGGUUUGAACUGGGAUUCGAUCAAUUCUUUGUUUUGUGAUUUCGGAUUCCUUACAAGUUCUAUUGUUUCUCUUAAUUUCGUAUGCCAAGGACUAAGUGAAAGCAGAUUACCUCUCAAAGCCUUGCCAUUGAUCAAUUACGCCAUUGAUUCCUUUGUUUUCUUUGAUUUGACAGAAACGGCCGAACAAAAUUUCUUCAAACUCUUAGAAAGCUACAUAAAAGUCCAUCCAGAACUUCUCCGCAAGAAUAUUCUCACAAUCAUCGCUCUUCCUUAUUCUAAUUCAGAUGAUAUCGAAGGAAUUUACGACGAAAAAAGGUUCCAGAAGCAGAAGAAGCUUUUAGACAUAUUACUCGCUAACUACAAAUUGUUUGCAUUGAAUGUUUCUUCGACAUUGGCUUUCACAGCUAUUUCUUUGCUUCAUAGUGAUUUGGCUGUCAAAAUUUUCCAUUUUGUGGCAAAUAUAAUCGCAAAAGUGCCAAAUUACUACGAUAAAAAAGAUUUCAAACUCAUCAAACAAUUUAUCAGAAAUAAUGUGUCAAGACCAAGUGUUUGGAGAUCAAUUUUAACAGUGUUGACAAGUGUUAGACAUAAACAAAUCGAAGACUAUUUAAGUGAAAAAAUCUUUAGAUUGGAUUUGUAUCAAACAUGUCUCGAUUUCUUAUGCGAUUUGUUACCAAUUGAUUUGGCAAAUGGAGCAAAAAGCGACAGUCUAUCGUUCAAGAUUUUACAUCUUUUAUAUUCAUAUGCGAUGACACAUCAAAUAUCAUUUGUUUCAAUUGCAAAAACAGUAUCAAGAUUAUGCACUUUCGGUUAUGACGGGCGUGAAUUGACAAAUUUACCAUUUAUUGCCCCAAGUGAUGACAAAACUCCACACACAGUUCCAGUCAAAUCUCCUCGCAGAAGAGGAUUUUCAUGGUCCGAUGUCAGGAAAUCAAUUGGAGGAGAGUCAUCGAAACAAACAAUUUAUGGACCAACAAUAACUCAAGAAUUGGAUUCAGAAUUAUAUUUGAAAACUUUACAAUACUUCUCAAAUAUGCAAUUCAAUGAUAAUUUGGUCGAACCACCAAAAUACGAACCAAUCAAUCCACCUGAAGAUUUUGAGAAGUUCUUACAUUCUGAUGUAGGAAACUUAGUUGUUGUUAUUGCCGUGAAAGUUCUUUUAGAAGCAGCAAACGAUUAUUCUUUAUUCAAAAAGAGUUUGCCGAUGAUAACCGUUUUCGGAUCAGAUGUUAUUCCUGAAAUUGCUGUUUUAAUGCAUCGUAGAAUCAUCCUUUCUUUUGUAGAGAGAUUGGGCGGAAUUGCUUUGGAUCCUUUCAACUCUUUCGUUGAAUUUUUGAGUUUCAGAGUUAUAGAAGGAUGGUGGGAAGGACAUAUUGAAGAAUUAUUCACACAAGUAUUAAAACAUUUGAGCAGUAAAGUUAAGUUUGCAGCACAGUUCGUUUUGGCUUGUAUUGGACAGAAACAAUCUCCAGAAAAUUUGAUUUUGUUGGCUUCUGAAUUUGCUCAAACUGAUUUAUGCAAAUCUUUAUCACAAGAUAUGGAGUUUUUGACAUGUUUCUUGAGAUUAGUUGUUACGAAAGAAGUUGUAGAACAUGAGUUAUCAUUAACUCUUUGGCUUUUAUUGCAGAAUACAUUGCCGCAAUCAUCAUUUACCGAUGCAUUACAAAGAGGAAAACAAAUGGAAUGGAUUGAAAAUUCUCAAAAAGAAUUUUUCGGAUUAUAUCUUUAUAUUUUAGAUGCUGCAAAAACUAAUACACAACAGCUCUUGCAGACAAGAAUUGCUUUGUCUAAAGUGUCAAGACAAACUAAAGAGAACCAACUCAACAAAACAAAUUUGAGCCAAAUCGCUAUAAUAAGAAGAGCGAUGAGAUACGAAUUCUUCUACAGAUUAAACAAGAAAUCUCUUGAUUUAGAUGAAGCCAUUUCCAGAUUAUACAGAGCUUAUGCAAGAGAGAAACAGAUUGACCAACCAUCUGUUAAAGUACAAGUUGCAAAUGCUCCUCAUCCUUUGUCUGUUCCCCAAAAACUAGUUCCUCUUUCUUUCGAUUACGAAGUUAAAUGCGAAAAAGAUCCGAAAGCGUCGAAAUUAAUGCCAAGAUCGAACCAUUUGAUCAAUCUUAACACGGAAAUCUCUGAGCUCAAAAUAGAACAGAUGGCGCCAAUGUGUUUGGAUGGAUGGGCUGUUCCACCUUUCAUUCCGUACGGUUUGGCAGGUUUGGCUGAAGAAUAUUUCAAUGCCAAAGAAAAAUUGUUUAGUUGUAAACUAUUGAAUACAACUGAACCAUUACCAUGUGUUGCGGCGAUGAAUGACAAGCAGAUAACAUUUAUUUUGUACGCGAGUAUGACUGAUGGCAACUUGAUGAUGCAUGAGAAUUCUCAGUUGUUGUGUCAUUACGCUUUAAUUGAAUCCGCUGUCAGAGGAUUUAAUGGACAAAGUCAGUUGUUUGUCAAUCAUCCGACAUUGACAUUUCCUUUCGAUACAAUCACUGUUUGUGUGCCAAGGACUUAUGAAUACAGUGAUAUUGCGUUGGAUGUUUUCACGGCAAAUGGAUUUUCUAUGACGAUUUUGUUGGAUGAAACACAUAGAAAAUACAUAAUGAAUCAGAUCAAACAGACAAAGAAGGCAAUUCCUGCUUUAGGACCAACGUUUUCUGCAUAUUUGAUGCAGUUACAACCAGAAAAUGUUGCUAAGAUGUGGUCGAAACAUCAAUUAAGUACAUUGGAUUAUUUGUUGUACUUGAAUGCAAAAAGUGGUCGCUCAUUUAAUGAUUUUAGCCAAUAUCCUGUUUUCCCAUGGGUUAUUUCUGAUUAUACAAGUGAAAACCAACCAUCAGAACUUAGAGAUUUAACGAAACCAAUGGGAAUGUUAUCAGAACCUCGCGCACAGAAAUACAGAGAAAUGUACCAAGAAACAGAUCCUCCUUAUAAUUACGGAACACAUUAUUCAUAUCCAGCAGCAGUUCUCCAUUACAUGAUGAGAUUGGAGCCAUUCACAUUGUUCAAUGUUAUGUUACACAGCGGUUUCGAUCACAGAGAUAGAUUGUUCUGUGAUUUAUACGAAAGUUACAGAGGAGCAAGUGGCGCAAAUCAAGCUGACAUCAAAGAAUUAAUUCCACAGUUUUACGUUUUACCAGCAAUGUUCACUAAUCCAAAUGGUUUGCCAUUGAAACAGAGAACAGAUGGACAUGACUUGGAGAACGUAAAAUUGCCUCCAUGGGCGAGAGAUGCAGAUGAUUUUGUUUGGAAGAUGAGAUCAGCUUUGGAAUCAAAUCAAAUCAGAGAAACAAUUCCUGAUUGGAUUGAUUUGGUCUGGGGAUACAAAUCUCGUGGACAAAACGCUGUUGAAGCUAAUAAUGUCUUCCAUCCAUUGGCUUACGGUUUCACAAAUAAUCCACCAACACAAAGUGAUUUAGAUGUAAUUAAUAAUUUCGGUCAAUGUCCCCAACAAAUUUUCACUUCACCUCACAUUAGAAGUGAAAAUAUUCCAACAAAUUUGAUUAUUGAUGGACCAACAAGGACAGCAUCUAUCAAGACACUCAAAGCAGACAAUGCACACUUGUAUGUUAUGGAUGGAGAAGUUUAUGCUCUUCCUAAUUUAGCUCAUAAAAUCGAAAAACUCGAAUUUUCGGUCAAAGAAAGAUUUUUCUUUGUCCAAGGAGAAAAUCCACAAUAUGAUGAUUCAUUGUUUGAUGUAUCUAAUACAGCAUUGUCAAGAGAUUACACAUUGUUAAGUGUUGCAAGUGAAAGUGGCUUUGUUUUGAAUUAUUUGAUUAAUUUAACUAGUUCGCCACACUUUUCCAUUUUGUCUACAUGUUACAUUCCAGGUGCCGCAUUCAAAGCAGUUGCAGUUUCAACACACAUCGGAAUUGUUACUGCAAGCACUCCAACAGAACUGUUUUUGUUUGAUUUGGCUACAGGAUUGAUGAUGAAACGUGUUUCAAUUGAUGAACGAAUUAUCCGAAUUUCCAUUGAUGACAAUCACGGUCGAAUCUUCACUGCAUCAUCACGUAAAGUUUGUAUCUAUAAUACAAACUUAGAUUUACGUGUUUCACAUGAAUCUCCUAUUGCCAUCACAACUAUUUCUGUUGGUCAAUACUUCGAAUGGUCUGAUGCAACUAUGCAUGUUACAGGACAUGUUGAUGGUUCUGUUUAUGCAUGGAUCUGCAACAAAGACAACAAGUUUGAGUCUAAGAUCUUGAUGCGUGCCAUGAAUUUACCGAUUACAUCAUUGUCAGUCAUUUGCAAUGGUAAAGCAAUUAUUGCUGCUGACAUCGAAGGUGAUGCUGCAUUUUGUGCAUGCACAGACAUUGGUCCAGUUAUCAAAGCACAGUGUUUCUCGGCAUGUGCAUUAUGUACACAACCAUUAGUUAAUGGCUCAGUUUGCAAGAUCUGCGGUAUGCCCGUUUGCAAAGAAUGUCGUGAAGCACGAGGUCUUUGCUCUGCCUGUUCAGCCAAAGUUGGCAGCAGCAUUGAAGUUCCUGUCAGCAACGACGAACAGAAUUGA
Messenger RNA from Trichomonas vaginalis G3, 7107 nucleotides. Its product is annotated as platelet formation protein family. The record is from RefSeq and is a predicted model, not a curated record. Lineage: Eukaryota; Parabasalia; Trichomonadida; Trichomonadidae. The coding region runs from base 1 to 7107 and encodes 2368 amino acids. Gene Ontology annotation, molecular function: protein binding. The transcript has a single exon.